UGCAUCUCAGCGACCGUCAGAAACUCCAGAACGACCAAAAAGCUUCAUAGGAACAGAAGGCAGCGGGAAGAUGAGUUCUGCUCAGAGUCUGGAGAACAAACUGGAGGCACUGCAGUGCAAUUUCACUUGGAACCUCGAUCCUGGAAGUCACAGACUUACUGUUAUACAGAGUAUUGUGGAGGACAUCGGCACAGAGGAGGGAAACGUCUGGCUGGGUCACAUCUACAACCUGAGGGGAUUCCUCCAGUAUAAGCUGGGCUCCUCUGAAGAGGCCCUGAAGUUCUUCAGACGAGCCACUGAGACCUUCCAGCUUCUUAAAAACUCAGAUGAAGGUCCCUGGUUGAUGGUGAACUUUGGGAAUCUGGCUUGGCUGCACCAUCUUAUGGGUGAAGAUGAGAGGAGUCAGGAUUACUUAUCAAAAGCUGAAGCUCUGAUGAGUAAAUACCCGGCUCCACUUAAAGAAGAGCUCCACCCAGAGGUCUGUGCUGAGAAGGCCUGGACCCUGAUGAGGUUUGACAAAGAGAAGGCUGCCGAGCUCUUCCAGAGAGCCAUAGAAAUGCAGCCAAUCAAAGAAUGGCAGAGCAGCUGGGCCAUAUUAAAGGCAGAAGCCCACAAAAGAAACAUGAAAGACAUGACUUCUGACGUCUUUGAGAGAAUGAAAUCUGCUACAGAAGGAGAUCCAGAAAACUUAUAUGUUGCUGCUCUUUAUCUGGAGGCACGAGCUGCAAAAGGAGAACAAAUCCAGAAUGAAGCUCAAGCAUUGGCUGAAAGGGUACUAAAGAGGUCUCCAAGCAGUUACAAUGGAAUGAGACCAUUACUGCGUCUUUACAGGAAAUAUAUAUCUAAAGAUGCAGAACUUGAAUUAGCUGAAGAAGCCCUGAAGAGACAUCCUGGCUCACGUUAUUUAAAGAGAUUUGUUGCCUCCUGUUUGACGAUAAAGAUCCUUUUUUCAGACUACAAUCCUCCAGACAGAGAAAUCAAUAGAGCAAUCAAACUUCAGAGGGAAGUGAUUGAUUCUUAUGGUGAAUCUAAUCCUAGAGAUAAAAUAAAUUUAGCAAAGUUAUUAGCAAAGGCAGGCAAGCCGGAAGCUAAUAAGAUUUAUAAAGAGCUACUGGAUAGAAAAGACCUGGAUUUAGCAAAAAAACAGAUGCUUUACAAUUCUUAUGCAAAAUAUUCAUUCUUCAAUAAGAAGGAUAGUCGCGGUUCUAUAAAGUACCACAUGAUGGCAGCAGAGAUCCCAAUAGAAUCCAAGUAUCGCGAGACAAGCGUCACAGAGCUAAAGAAGACCUUGUACAGAAUCAAAGACCAUGAAAUUUGUGAACGGAUCAAAAAGCUUCUGACUGGCCUGGAAAAUCAGCCUGAAACACAGAAUCAGUGAAUUCUAGAAAAGUAUCUGAGAGCGCAGACCUCUGCAAGCAG
Molecule: messenger RNA, 1419 nt
Organism: Cyprinodon variegatus (sheepshead minnow)
Lineage: Eukaryota; Metazoa; Chordata; Actinopteri; Cyprinodontiformes; Cyprinodontidae
Product: interferon-induced protein with tetratricopeptide repeats 2-like
Exons: 2
Coding region: 71-1378 (435 amino acids)
Biological process (GO): defense response to virus
Cellular component (GO): cytosol
Molecular function (GO): protein binding
Source: RefSeq, a predicted model, not a curated record